Messenger RNA from Sinocyclocheilus grahami, 808 nucleotides. RefSeq names its product U1 small nuclear ribonucleoprotein A-like. Gene Ontology annotation, cellular component: U12-type spliceosomal complex. The record is from RefSeq and is a predicted model, not a curated record. Gene Ontology annotation, molecular function: U12 snRNA binding; pre-mRNA intronic binding. Gene Ontology annotation, biological process: mRNA splicing, via spliceosome. The transcript has 6 exons. Lineage: Eukaryota; Metazoa; Chordata; Actinopteri; Cypriniformes; Cyprinidae. Bases 95 to 808 code for a protein of 237 amino acids.
UCAGGCGGAAGUCGCACCGUGCGUUCUUUUUGUGUUCUGUGGUUUGCUUCUUAUUCAAGUGUGUGGUUGGCAGAAGCUCGUUUAAUAAUUAAUCAUGGCGAGCCAGGAGAUGCGGUUAAAUCACACGAUUUACAUCAACAACUUAAAUGAAAAGAUCAAAAAAGAUGAACUGAAGAAGUCGUUGUAUGCUAUAUUCUCCCAGUUCGGGCAAAUUCUGGACAUCCUUGUUUCUCCUACACUGAAAAUGAGGGGUCAGGCCUUUGUGAUCUUCAAGGAGAUCAACAGUGCUUCCAGUGCACUCCGCUCUAUGCAAGGCUUCCCAUUUUAUGAUAAACCUAUGCGUAUUCAGUAUACAAAGCAGGACUCUGAUAUCAUUGCAAAAAUGAAGGGCACAUAUGUGGAGCGAGACCGUAAGAAAGAGAAGAGAAAGCCUAAAGCCCCUGAAGCAGGUGCUGGGAAAAAGGCUUCUGCUGCUAUGGCCGGAGUACCUGCAGCUAUGCCGGGAAUGCCACCCAUGAGCCAAGCGCCUCGCAUGAUGCCAAUGCCCGGUCAGCCUCCCUACAUGCCUCCGCCUGGUAUGAUGCCUCCACCUGGCAUGGCACCUGGGCAGAUGCCUCCAGGGGCUAUGCCUCCAGGUCAGAUGAUGCCAGGACAAAUGCCUGGCCAGAUGCCGCAGCAGGUUUGUAAUAAAACUGGGAUUAACUGCCUCCAUGCCUGCACAGUGGAAAGUUCACUCAUUCCCCGAUAUGGAGAUCUGGAAAGCAGCAAUAUGACGCCGAUAUGCUUUGAAUUUCCACAAUUAGCCUAA